Molecule: messenger RNA, 1053 nt
Organism: Grosmannia clavigera kw1407
Lineage: Eukaryota; Fungi; Ascomycota; Sordariomycetes; Ophiostomatales; Ophiostomataceae
Product: 3-ketosphinganine reductase
Exons: 3
Coding region: 1-1053 (350 amino acids)
Biological process (GO): sphingolipid biosynthetic process
Cellular component (GO): endoplasmic reticulum membrane
Molecular function (GO): 3-dehydrosphinganine reductase activity
Source: RefSeq, a predicted model, not a curated record
AUGCCGGCCUUUAACACCUCGAUUGCAUUGACGUCUGCGGCCGUUGUGGGCUCGAGCGCGAUUGUCGGCUCGGCCAUGGGGUGGUGGACCAAGAACCAGAUGCCGGUCGAGGGCAAGACGGUGCUUCUGACGGGAGCGACCGAGGGCAUGGGCCGGUCUGUGGCCAAGCAGCUGGCGGCCCAGGGCGCGGACGUGAUUGUGGUGGCGCGCAAUGUCGGACGUCUGGCCGAGACGGUAGCAGAGCUAAAGACGCUCGCCCCGUCCGAGUCGCAGCGGUUCCACCACAUCGCGGCCGACGUGGCCGAGCCCAACUACGCGGCAGCCGUGAUCGCGGACGCGCUCGCCUGGAACGGAGGCCGGCCGAUCGACGUGGUCUGGUGUGUGGCCGGCAUGUCGACGCCGAUGCUGUGGGCCGAGGAGCCGCAGGCGGUGGCGCUGGGGGCCAGCCGGCGCAACAUGGACGUCAACUUCUGGGGCGCGGCCGAGAUGGCGCACGCGAUCCUGCGCGAGUGGCUGCGACCCGAGGCCGGACCGUAUGCCGAGCCGCGUCAUCUCGUCCUCACGGCCUCGGUGCUGGCCUUUUUUGCCGUCGUCGGCUACGCGCCCUACACGCCGACCAAGUGGGCGCUCCGCGGCCUCGCCGACACGCUCGCCCAGGAGACCCUGCUCUACUACGAUACCAACCCGGUCCGCGUCUCGGUCGUCUUCCCCGGCACCAUCCUCAGCCCCGGGCUCGCGCGUGAGAACACGACCAAGCCCGACGUCACCCUCCAGCUCGAAAAGGACGACCCCCAGCUGUCGCCCGAUCAGGUCGCCGCUCAGGCCAUUCGCGGCCUCCAGCGCGGCCACCACUUCGUCACCGUCUCCUGGCUCGGCGACCUCAUGCGCUGGGGCACCCUCGGCGGCGCCCCCCGCAACAGCUGGCUGUGCGAUACCCUCGGCGCCUACCUCGUCGCCUUUGUCAUGUUCUUCGUCGUCUGGUGGAUCCACGGCGAUAUCCGCGCCUACGCUCGCAAGCACGGCCACCCGGCCACGUACGCGAAGAAGGGAUAA